AACAUCUGAAAACUGUCCAACUUAUCCCUUUACUUUCAUUUCCUUUUCCCUGGUGGUAAACUACGCGGUAAUUGACCGGACAGAGUGCAGGAAACACCUUAUUCACGGCUUCCCCUACAUAAAAACAAAAUUAAUCAAUCGCUCGACACUACACCGCUUAGUUCACGCACCACUGUUACUUUGAGUUGGAGUGUUGCUAAUAACGCGGGAGACGCAGCGGGGACGCCUCGAGGGGUUGUGAUGUGGCUAACGCGAGAAACGCAGAAGGGAGGCCUUGAGGGGAUGUGUUGUGGCUAACGCGAGGGACGCAGCCGCUUGGCUUCUAAGGUACUUGUGAUCAAGAAAUAGAACAUGAGGAGGAAAAAAGGCAAAGCUUCCUGCAUGCAUCGUGGCGGUCACAAAUCAGCGGACGCGCAGAUAAUAUUACAGUGGAAGCCGUAAGGUAAGGAUCUGUUUGACUAAGUACAAUGAAGGUUAGGACACAGCACAUCCUCAGGUAUGUCUGUCCCGCCGCCGCGGUGUACCUGGUGGCCACGCAGGUGUGCAGCAGCUUCCUUAAGGCCGGUGAAGCCGAGCGCCAGCAGGGGCGGGGCGGCACGGGGCCCGACACUCCGUCCUGCCGCGCCCUCUUCACCAUCACGGACGUCGCCCGCCGCCAGGCAGCCAACGUCAGCCUCUUCAUACACGACCUUCAAGGGUAUUCGCCUCCUCACAAGCUCAGUGGAGACUGGAGGGCGCGGGCACCCCCCGGCCACGGCAUCAGCCCCGUUCCCAGCAUCGCCGCGGCCGCUGGGGCGGUGCGGCAGCUGCUAGUAAAAAGAAACUCGCCGUCAGGAGCGUCCACGGCAGAUUACUCCCCGCUCGCCGCCCUCCUUCCCUCCGUGCUGGCCCGCCAGGAAGGGGGUGAGGGCAGCGCCCCGACGAUCACCACUACCAUCACCACCAGGAUCGGCGCCGCCGGUGGGCUGCUGCCCUACGUGCCGUGUCAAAUAGCGACCUAUGCUGACCCCGCCUCUGCCACCGCCUGCUUCAGGGAGAGGCUGAGAAAGGAUGACUCCUUAUGGAUCUUCUUCAUGGGAGACUCUAAGAUAAGGAACCUUUUUGUUGCAUUCAUUGCACUAAUUGACAAAGAGCUCCAGUUCAUUAUCAAAUUUCCGGUAAGUUUUGGUCACGCAUUUUUUUUACAUUACGUGGCCAAAGUUAUCUUUAAAGCCCAAGUUCUGUACAAGACUGUUGAGAAACACCUAUUCUUCAUAAUCAGGUUUCAGCCAUUCAAUCAGCUAAAGGCAUCAUCAAAGAAGGGCAGCGCGGAGGUGCUGCAGCUGGCGCGGUGGGCGGCGGGGGUGGAGGCAGCUCCACACCUGCUGGUGCUGGGUAGGCUGUCACGCGCUGCCACGCAACACACAGCUAAUGUGAGCCGGAGGACUCGGGUUAUCGUGACGCCCCAAAGCAGAUACAAGAUCUACACAGCAACAGGUCUUUACCAGGAUUACAGCACUCCUUUCGGGGAUCCCAUCUUUGACUGGAGCGAGGCAGUGUUGCUGCAUCAUCUGCGGCAUCAUGCUCAACAAAGCCGAACGCCUACACCACCUGAUGCUACCUCGGCAGGAAAGAUAAGGGAACGAGGAAGCCGGCGCGGCUCAGGGCCCCACGACUACAUGGAGCCCGAGGAGGCUGACGGCGGAGUGUGGUGGUGGGACACGAGUUUGCCACUGAGCCUGGCGGAGAACAGCGAGUGUGAGGAGCUGUACCACCGUGGCCUGGCACAUCACUCUUUGUAUAAUAGCUCUUUCUUUAGGUGUAACAAUGACCACCACGCAGGCACCGUCACUCUGAGGGACCAGGUCACGAUGCUGCUCAACCUGGCGUGCAACUCCGUGUUGGGAGGUGGCGAGAGGAUGUGUUGUGGCUAACGCGAGGGAUGCAGCAGGG
This is a messenger RNA of Eriocheir sinensis (Chinese mitten crab), 1932 nucleotides long. RefSeq lists its product as uncharacterized. The record is from RefSeq and is a predicted model, not a curated record. The transcript has 3 exons. The coding region runs from base 468 to 1913 and encodes 481 amino acids. Lineage: Eukaryota; Metazoa; Arthropoda; Malacostraca; Decapoda; Varunidae.